AUGCUGCUAAUAAUACAACAGUUGUCAUCGCUAGUACUAACCGUCCUGUCUGCAGCACAAAUUUUCGUUUGUCCAACAACAACAGCUCAUGAAUUAACGUAUUAUUUAGAUAGAUAUGCAAAGGAUACACUUCAAUCAGUGCAUGCAAAUUUUUCACUUCGGUUAUUAUCGAAUUCGGCACACGGUGAAUUAAAUGCUGUCUUAUCGCCAUUAUCACUAGCAAUCACUUUAUCAUUGGCUAGUGCUGCAGCUGGAGGGGUCACAAGGUUACAAAUGAACAAUGUCUAUGCUAAAGGCUUCAGUACUGAUACCGUACAAAAGUAUUACUCUUUAUUGGCAAACAAAUUAUCGUUAAAAAAUAAUCGUACGAUAAUAGCACCCAGUGUUUUAGUAGUUUUACAUCUAUGUGAUCAGAGUAGUGUAAGUAAUGCUAUGUUACAUAUUGCACGCGAUUAUUUGGCUGGCGUGCAUCAAUUCGAUUGUAAGAAUAAAUCCGCAAGUCUUGAGUAUAUCAAUCAAUGGAUUGCUAAUCAAACAAAUUCACAAUUUGAAGUAAUUACAAGAAAUUUGCAUAAUGUUAACUGGCAUUUCCAACUUAUCGAUAGCUUUUAUCUAAAUGCUGUAUGGCACUAUCCAUUCGAUGAAAAGCGAACAACGCUGAAGAAUUUUUACGUAAAUGAAAAGACCAUUACACAGGUUGAAAUGAUGUCUAUGUGGGCAUUUAAUAAAUUUAAAUAUACAGAAGAUGCUGAUGUACAAGUUUUGGGUCUUCCAUACCAAUUAGAUACCAAUCUUUAUCUUUACAUUUUCUUACCACGAAAAAGAUUUGCACUGAGAAGUGUUGAACGUGAACUAACCGGACGUCGUUUACUGUAUUUAGUUGCAAGAUGCAAGAUGGUAGACGUCGAGGUUGAAAUACCUCGAUUUGCGAUUGAAAAUUAUUUUGACUUAAGUAUACCACUAGCAAGUCUUGGAAUUAUAGAAGCAUUCACUAGUAGAGCAGAUUUUCCUGCUAUUUCAGUGCAGAAAAUGCGUGUUUCAAUGAUCGGACAAAAAACACAAUUUGAGAUAAAUGAAAAAGGUUCAUAUCCAGUGAAUAGCAGUUACGGUGAAAUAUCAAAUAACGAGUUAAGAGCAUUAUGGCAAGGUGGACAUAUCAAAUUUAUCGCUGAUCAUCCAUUCAUGUUUGCUGUAACGCAGUGUGACCAAACUAUUCUUAUGGGUCACUAUUCCAGCUAG
Thelazia callipaeda (thelaziosis nematode) is the source of this 1239-nucleotide messenger RNA. Lineage: Eukaryota; Metazoa; Nematoda; Chromadorea; Rhabditida; Thelaziidae. The record is from the annotation of a GenBank genome assembly.